Schizophyllum commune H4-8 is the source of this 761-nucleotide messenger RNA. RefSeq names its product carbohydrate-binding module family 13 protein. NCBI's taxonomy places the organism in Eukaryota, Fungi, Basidiomycota, Agaricomycetes, Agaricales, Schizophyllaceae. Bases 61 to 546 code for a protein of 161 amino acids. The transcript has 4 exons. The record is from RefSeq and is a predicted model, not a curated record.
AGGAGCUCAGUGUCAACUCAAGCGCCUUCUACUUCUUCGCCUUCAUCUCUGACGAUCAUCAUGUUCUCCUACCUCGCCGUCCUCGCCGUCGCGCUUGUCCCCGCUCUUGCGGCGCCCCUCGACGGCUUCGUGGCUCGUCAGACUCCCGCGGGAACUACCCUUCACCCCAACGGCGACCUCACUCGCUGCCUCUCGGCGGCGACUAGCGUUGUCGCUGGCGAGCCAGGUGCACGUAUCACCAUCGACGCAUGCGACGGUGCUAGUCCCCAGACUUGGGUCAUUAACAACGGCGAGACCACCGUCAAGUACACCGGCGCGAACUCCUGCGUCACUGCCGGAGGACUCUCCGACGGUGCCCGCCUCUACCUCGAGGCUUGCAUUCCCGACCAGGUCACCCAGACGUUCUACUACACCAACGACUUGCGCAUCGCGGUCGAGAACCAAGGCCUCUGCGUCGAUCUCCCGAGCGGUGACAAAACCCCCGGGAAUGCCCUUCAGGUCUGGACGUGCACGGACAACAACACGAACCAGAUCUGGAGCACGUAAAGGGCUUUUAAGCUGUGUAAAGGGAUUCACAUCAGUCCUGGUGUUUUACCGUAUUGGGGAAUAUCAGGGAAUGGCCUUGUGUAAUUUUUGUGUAGCAGAUUUGCGAAUGGACUUCUGUGGCUGAAUAUAAUUGUGGCAACGUACUUCCUCCGGCGUGUGUGCUGUGCAAUGGCUUCCCGAGCUUCUAAGAUGCACUCAAUGGCGACCAUAAAUGC